UCCCACUGCUGGACGUUGGUGCUGGAACCCUGGGGAACUCAUUUCCGAGGUGCCACCCAGCUGACAGCGCCAAGUCUCAGGCACGGCUCAGGCUGGGGUGCACGUCUCUGCUGAGAACAUCUUCGUGGCUACCUGGGUGUGAAAAGCGUCUACAUCUGCCCUGUGCAGGGGUCUCGCCAUGGUGCUUGAAGCAGCUGGCUUCCCAGAGUGGCUAACAGCCCGAUUAUUUAUUUAGGAAGGCUUUCUCCGGAGGAGGAUGUUCUUUUGUAAACAUGGACUGCCUGGCUCUUCCACCCGGCUCCGGCUUCUUGUUUCGGGUCAUUGAAACAUUGAUCUUCGCCUGUGUUGCUUCGGUAUCGGUGGCUGCCUCCCAGGGUCUCUUCCCCAGGCUGGAGAAUGUGGGUGCUUUCAAGGGUGUUUCCAUCGUGCCAACCCAAGCAGUGUGCGGCCUCCCAGACCCCAGCACGUUUUGUGACAGCUCCGUGGCUGCCGGAAGCACCCAGUUCUGCACCCAGCGGCUUUGUGUUCAGGACUGUCCCUACCGGUCCUCCUCUCCACCCUACACUGCCCUGUUUUCUGCUGGUGGCAGCACCUGUGUCACCCCAGACAAGAGUGAUCUGUGCCCUCAAUCCUCUAGCAAUUCUACGAGUUUUAUUUUUGGAAAACACACGGACUGCUUCCCUUCUCCUCCCUCUCCGAGGCUGGGUGAAGCUCUGACCUUAGCCGUGUGGCUGAAACUUGAACAAGCAGGUGAAAUGUGCAUUAUAGAAAAGAUGGUGGAUGGGCAGACUGUGUUCAAACUUACAAUAUCUGAGAAAGAGACCACAUUUUAUUAUCGUACAGUAAAUGGUUUGCAGCCUCCAAUAAAAGUAAUGACACUGGGGAGAAUUCUUGUGAGGAAAUGGAUUCAUCUUAGUGUGCAGGUGCAUCGGACAAAAAUCAACUUCUUUAUCAAUGGCGUGGAGGAGGAUAACACGGCUUUCCACACAGGAACUCUAAGUGGGUCCCUUUCCGAUUUUGCUUCCGGUACUCUACAAAUAGGACAGAGUUUAAAUGGUUUGGAGAAAUUUGUUGGAAGAAUGCAAGAUUUUCGAUUAUACCAAGUAGCACUUACAAACAGAGAGAUUCUAGAAGUUUUCUCUGGAGAUCUGCCCCGCUUGCACAUUCAGUCGCACUGUCGGUGCCCCAGCAGUCACCCCCGCAUCCACCCUCUGCUACAGCAGUACUGCGUGCCCAACGCAGUCGGAGACACAACCAGGCACAGAAUGCUGCGGCUGGACCCUGACGCCCACCCACUUUCUUUCAUCAAUGAUAACAACACUGGUACCUCGUGGAUUUCACAUGUGUUUACCAACAUCACCGAGCUUGAUGCAGGAGUGACUAUUUCAGUGGACUUGGAAAACGGACAGUACCAGGUGUUUUAUGUUGUCAUUCAGUUCUCCAGUCCACAACCAACAGCAAUAAAGAUUCAAAGGAAGAAGGAAGACAGCUUGGAUUGGGAGGACUGGCAGUAUUUUGCUAGAAAUUGUAGCACCUUUGGAAUGGAAAACAAUGGAGAUCUGGAAACGUCUGAUUCCGUCAACUGUCUCCAGCUUUCCAGGUUUUCCCCAUAUUCCCGUGGUAAUGUCACAUUUAGCAUCCUGAAUCCUGAGCCAAAAUGUCGUCCUGGAUGCAGUGACUUCUAUAAUAACCCAGCCCUUCAAGAAUUUGUAAAAGCCACGCAAAUAAGGCUUCAUUUCCACGGGCAGUACCAUACCACGGAUGCAGGCGUCAACCUUGGACACAGAUACUACGCAAUAGACGAGAUCACCAUUGGCGGGAGGUGUCAGUGCCAUGGUCAUGCCAACAGAUGUGACACAAGGAGCCAGCCCUACCGGUGCCUCUGUGCCCAGGAAAGCUUCACCCACGGGCUUCAUUGUGAUCGAUGCUUGCCUCUGUACAACGACAAGCCUUUCCGAGCAGGGGAUGAAGCUCACGCGUUCGCCUGUAAACCUUGUCAGUGCCAUGGCCACGCCACAAGCUGCCACUACAACGCCUCGCUGGACCCAUUUCCCCUGGAGCAUGGCCGAGGGGGCGGAGGGGUGUGCGACGCCUGCCAGCACCACACCGCAGGAAGGAACUGUGAGCUGUGUGAGGAUUACUUUUUUCGACAAGUUGGUGCAGACCCUUCAGCCGUGGACAUUUGCAAACCCUGCCAUUGCGAUGGAGCUGGCACCAGGAACGGCAGCCUCCUCUGUGACCAGAUUGGAGGCCGCUGUAAUUGUAAGAGACAUGUGUCUGGCAGACAGUGCAAUCAGUGCCACGCUGGAUUCUACAGCCUGCAAGAGUUGGAUCCUGAUGGCUGCCGCCCCUGCAGCUGCAAUACCUCGGGGACGGCAGAUGGAGAUAUUACCUGUCACCCAAAUUCAGGACAGUGCAAGUGCAAGGCAAACGUUAUUGGGCUUAGAUGUGACCACUGCAACUUUGGGUUCAAAUUCCUCCAAAGUUCAAACAACGAAGGAUGUGAGCCCUGCGAGUGUAACCUCCAUGGCUCCGUGAGCCAGAUCUGCCAUCCUGUUUCUGGCCAGUGUGAGUGUAAGAGAGACGUCCGAGGACUGCGAUGUGACAGAUGUGGGGAGCACUUCUACGGGCUGGAUGCCACCGGCUGCAAGGCCUGCAAGUGCCACGUGGCUGGCUCCAUCUCUGGGACCAUCUGUGACGCUGAGACAGGACAGUGCCGCUGCAAGCCCAACGUGGGAGGCAGACAGUGCGGGGAGUGCGUGGAGGGCUAUUUUUCCCGAUGGCAGAAUGACUCUUUCCGCUGUCUGCCCUGCCACUGUGAUAAAUCUGGGACAGUAAAUGGCUCUCUGCUGUGUGACAAAGUGACAGGGCAGUGUCCCUGCCGAUCAGGGGUGACAGGUCUGCUCUGCGACCAGUGUGAGCCCCACAGGUACAAUCUGACCACCGAAGGCCACUUUCAGAGCUGCGCAAUGUGUGAGUGUGACUCUCUGGGGACACUACCUGGGACCACGUGUGACCGGAUCAGUGGUCAGUGUGUGUGUCUGCCUCGUCGUCAAGGAAGAAGGUGUGAUCGGUGUCAGGCAGGUUUUUACAUUGCUCCCGGCAAUGCCACGGGUUGCCUGCCGUGCUCCUGCCACACUUCUGGAGCAGCAGGUCGUGUCUGCGAUGGCCUAACUGGACAGUGCCUCUGCCAGGACACCUCCGUUACUGGGCACCGCUGUGACCGAUGCAGUGACCACCAUUUUGGAUUUGAUCCCCAGACUGGAAGAUGUCAGCCUUGUAAUUGUCAUCUCUCAGGAGCCUUGAAUGAAACCUGUCACUUGGUCACGGGCCAGUGUUUCUGCAAACAGUUUGUCACAGGGACAAAGUGUGAGGCCUGCGUUCCCGGCGCGAGCCACUUGGACGUCCACAACCCGUGGGGUUGCAGCAAAACUCCAUCCCAGCAACCUCCUCCCAGAGGACAAGUUCAAAGUUCUUCUGCAAUCAGUCUCUCCUGGAGCCCACCUGACUCCCCAAAUGCCCACUGGCUUACCUACCGUUUAUUCAGGGAUGGAUCUGAAGUCCACACGACUGAAGACCAGUACCCAUACAGUACCCAGUGCUUCUUAGACACUGCCCUGUCACCAUAUACGACAUAUUCCUAUCACAUUGAGACCACCAACGUGCAUGGCUCCACACGGAGUGCAGGUGUCAUGUACACAACAAAGCCAGGGCUGCCACAGGGACACCUGAACCUAAGCUACGUCAUUCCUGUCAGCUCUGACUCUGUGACACUCACUUGGAACGCACUCUCAAACCAUUCUGGUCCCAUAGAGAAGUACAUUUUGUCCUGUGUUCCUCUGGACAACCUCACCUCGUGCAUUCCCUAUGAAGGUCACGAGACCUCAGCCACCAUCUGGGGUUUGAUUCCAUUCACCAAGUACCAGUUUUCGGUCCAGGCAUGCACUAGUGGGGGCUGUGUCCAGGGGUCACCUGUCACAGUGACCACAGCACAGGCACCGCCGCAAAGACUGAGUCCACCCAAGAUCCGGAGAGUCAGUUCCAGCGAACUUCAUGCAGAAUGGGCUCCACCGGCAGAACCGAAUGGAAUUGUUACAAAAUACGAGUUAUACAUGCAAAGAUCGGGGUCCACUGAGGAACGCAGAGUCUUCCAGAGCAGCAGCUGGCUGGGUCCUCAGCCUUCUGCAGAACCAGCUGAUGGAACUGCACAAAGACCUCUCCAGACAGCUGCUACCAUCACUGGCCUGGAGCCCUACACAGAGUAUGCAUUUAAGGUCUCAGCUGAGAAUGUGGUUGGUAGCGUGUCUUCCGUCUGGAUCUCAGAGAGGACGGGAGAAUCAGCGCCUGUGCUCAUGGGGACCCCUUCUGUCUCUCCACUCUCCUCUCACUCUCUCAAUGUCUCCUGGGAGAAGCCACCAGAAAAUGUUACCAGAGGAAGAGUCAUGGGGUACAGCAUCAGUCUGGUUUCUGAACAGUCACCUCAACAGUCUUCUCCAGUGGUGUUGCAACAGUCUAGGUAUGUGCUGGCUGCCUGUAGUUAUCUAAUGCUGCUGCACACGGCACAAUCCCAGGAGCUCUCUUACAUCGUCACAGGACUGAAGCCUUACAGGAUGUAUGCGUUCACCGUUUCCCUCUGCAAUUCGAUUGGUUGUGUAACAAGUGCUGCUGGAGUGGGGCAGACUUUAGCUGCAGCACCUGCCCAGCUGAGGCCUCCUCAGAUUAAAGGACUCAACAGCACCACAAUCCAUCUUACGUGGUUUCCACCUGAAGAAGUAAAUGGACCCUCGCCUCUGUACCAGCUGGAAAGGAGAGAGUCGUCUCUACCAGCCCUGGCGGCCACUGUGAUGAAAGGAACUCGUUUCACAGGAAAUGGAUAUUAUAAAUUUCCCAGCACCACUCACCCCGUUGGUACUGACUUUACCGGCCUUAAAGCCAGCUUUCGAACACGGGUAUCGGAGGGUUUGAUCCUCUUUGCAGCAUCGCCUGGUGAUCAGGAGGAGUAUUUUGCACUUCAGUUGAAGGAAGGCCGUCCUUAUUUUCUUUUUGAUCCUCAGGGGUCCCCAGUGGUAGUCACCACGACUGAUGAUGACAGUAAACAGUACAGCGAUGGCCAGUGGCAUGAGAUAACUGCCAUCAGGCAUCAGGCUUUCGGCCGAAUCACUCUGGAUGGGCAGUACUCAGGCUCUGGGGCCGCCCCGAAUGGGAGCACCAUCAUUGGGGACAAUGCAGGACUCUUUGUGGGCGGUUUGCCCCAGGGUCACGCCAUCCUGCGGAAGGAGGCUGAGAUUAUCCAGAAAGGUUUUGUGGGCUGUCUCAAGGAUGUGCAUUUUAUGAAGAGUUACAAUCCCUCUGCUAUUUGGGAACCUCUGGAUUGGCAGAGCUCUGAAGAGCAAAUCAAUGUCUAUGACAGCUGGGAAGGAUGCCCUGCUUCAUUGAACGAGGGAGUCCAGUUCCUCGGAGCAGGAUUCCUGCAGCUUCAUCCGGGUGUGUUUCGUGGUGGAAUGGAUUUUGAGAUUUCUCUGAAGUUCAGAACUGACCAAGUAAAUGGAUUGCUUCUUUUCAUUUACAACAAAGAUGGACCUGAUUUUCUUGCUGUAGAGCUGAAGAGUGGGGUAUUGAGCUUCCGGUCAAAUGCCAGUCUUACCUUUGCGCAAGUGGACCUCUGGCUGGGCCUGUCCUACUGUGAUGGGCAGUGGAACGACGUGGUGAUUGAGAAGCACGGCCCCCGCCUAGCAGCAGGCGUGAACGCGCAGACCCAGCGCUACUCCGCGUCUGCAGCGCGUGCCUUGGUGGUGAACUCGCCCGUGUAUGUCGGGGGGAUCCCACAGGAGCUGCGGGGUGCUUUUGGGCACUUGAGUCUGGAACAAGGUUUCGGCGGCUGCGUGAAGGAGGUUGCCUUUGCACAUGGGGCUGUCGUUAACUUGGCAUCUGUGUCCAGCCUUGCUGUCAGAGUCAAUCUGGAUGGAUGCCUAUCACCUGCCAGUGCCGCUAACUGCAGGGGAAAUGACUCCAUCAUGGUGUUCCGGGGACACCAGCACAGUGCUCAUGACAGUGGGCUUCAGCCCUUCACAGAAUACCUGUAUCGAGUGAGAGCCUCGCAUGAAGGAGGCUCAGUGUACAGUGACUGGACUCGGGGUCGGACAAUGCCAACAGCCCCGCAAAGUGUGCCGGCCCCCUCCAGCAUCCGCAGUAUCGAUGGGUACAGUGUUGAGGUGACCUGGGAUGAACCUGCUGGGGUUACAGGUGUCAUCGAGAAGUAUGUGCUGAGAGCUUACAGUGGGGAUGACCCCUCCGUACCCCGAACACCCUCUGCCAGCACUGAAUGUGUGGAUACCAGUACCUUCACAGCCACCCUGACAGGCCUGCUCCCCUUCAGAAACUACGCGGUAACCCUAACUGCUUGCACUCUGGCUGGCUGUACCGAGAGCUCCCAGGCAGUGAACAUCUCUACUCCACAAGAAGCCCCAAAAGAGGUUCAGUCUCCAGUAGCCAAAUCCUUUCCCACAUCCCUGUUACUCUCCUGGAAUCCACCCAAACAGGCAAAUGGGAUUAUCACCGGAUACUCUCUCUACAUGGAUGGGAAGCUCAUCUACUCAGGAAGUGAGGAGAACUACACGGUCACAGACUUAGGAGUGUUUACCUCUCACCACUUCCUCCUCAGUGCGUGUACCCACGUCGGGUGUACAAACAGCUCCUGGGUCCCGCUGCACACAGCACAGCUGCCCCCCGAACACGUGGCACCCCCCGUGGUGACAGUCUUGGAUUCUAGGACUGUGGAUGUACAGUGGAAACAACCGGGGAAACUCAAUGGCAUUCUGGAACACUAUAUAUUAUAUAUUUCCAAUCGUACACAUGGGUUUCCAGUUUGGGCCGUCGUCUAUAACAGCAGUGAGAGUUCCCUUGGUCACAAGCUGCAGGACCUUAUCCCUGGUACUGAGUACCUCAUCAAGUUGGGAGCUUGCACCGGAGGCGGCUGUGCGGUGAGUGAGGCCAGCCAGGCCCUGACUGACGAGGACGUCCCUGAAGGGGUGGCCGCCCCUGCAGCCCACUCCUACUCACAGGACUCCUUCAAUGUCUCCUGGACCCUGCCAGAGUAUCCGAACGGUGUCAUCACAAGUUAUGGAUUGUAUCUCGAUGGCGUGUUAAUCCACAGCUCCUCAGAGCGCAGCUGCCAUGCUGAUGGGCUUGCUCCUGGGAGCCUACACUCCUUCAGAGUCCAGGCUUGCACAGCUAAAGGCUGUGCUCUGGGCCCCACGGUGGAAAAUCGAACUCUGGAAGCUCCUCCUGAAGGAACAGUAAAUGUGUUUGUCAGAGCAGAGGGGGCCCGGGAAGCCCGUGUGAAGUGGGGGGCACCGCUGCACCCCAAUGGACUCUUAACGUACUCCGUCCUUGUUACUGGGACUUUCUAUGCAGAUCCAGCAGGAAAUAAUUACACCCUCCUGAGUGGCACAAGAAUCAUGCACAGCAGUGGAGAGGCCAACCUUUGGGUGCCCAUUGUCGGACUGGUCCCUUUCAGUAACUACACUGUACAAGUGAAUGCUUCCAACAGCCGGGGCAGCUUGAUCAGUGACCCUGCAACUAUUGUGAUGCCUCCGGGGGCUCCAGAUGGUGUGCUGCCUCCCAGGCUUUCAUCUGCCACCCCAACCAGUCUUCAGGUUGUCUGGUCUACACCAGCUCGGAACAACGCUCCCGGCUCUCCCAGAUACCAGCUCCAGAUGAGGCUGGCCCGCUCCACGCUCGGCUUUCUAGAAUUAUUUUCCAACCCAUCUGCAUCGCUGCACUACGAAGUGAGCGACCUCCAGCCAUACACGGAGUACGAGUUCCGGCUGGUCGCCUCCAAUGGGUUUGGCAGGGCACACAGCUCUUGGAUUUCACUCUUGACUGCAGAGGACAAACCUGGACCCCUAGAGCCUCCGAUCCUUCUGGACGUGAAGUCAAGAAUGAUGUCAAUCACCUGGCAGCAUCCUUUGAAGCCCAACGGGGUCAUCACCCAUUACAACAUCUACCAACAAGGCGACCUGUACUUGAGGACUUCUGGGAAUGUCACUAAUUGCACAGUGGCGCAUUUACAGCCGAACACUGCCUACAAGUUCCAGAUAGAAGCCUGCACCUCCCAAGGAUGCUCCAUCUCCCCAGAGUCCCAGCCCGUGUGGACUCUCCCGGGGCCACCAGGAGGCAUCCUGAGUCCAGAGCUGUUCUCUGACACUCCGACCUCCGUCCUUAUAUCUUGGCAACCUCCCACCCACCCCAACGGCUUGGUGGAGAAUUUCACAAUAGAGAGAAGGGAGAAAGGGAAGGAAGAAACCACCAUCCUGGUGACCCUCCCCGGGAGCCACGCCAGGAGGUUUACUGACAAGACUCCUGCCCUUAGCCCUUGGACAAAAUACCGAUACCGAGUCCUGAUGAGCACACGCAACGGAGGCACUAACAGCAGUGCUUGGGGAGAAGUCACCACGAGGCCCUCGCGACCCCUUGGGGUGCAGCCGCCAGAGGUACACGUGCUGGGACCCCGAGAGGCCCAGGUCACGUGGCAGCCCCCACUUGUGCGGAAUGGUGACAUCCUGAGCUAUGAGAUCCGCAUGCCUGACCCAUGCAUCACAAUCACCAAUGUGUCCUCCUCGGAAGUGUCCAGUCACACCGUCACUCACCUGAUUCCUUUCACCAAUUAUUCUGUCACCAUCGUUGCCUGCUCAGGGGGUAACGGCUACCUAGGCGGAUGCACAGAGAGUUUGCCUACGUUGGUGACCACGCACCCCACUGCACCCCAGGGUGCCAGUCCCUUGUCAGUGAUUCCACUAAGUGAGUCCUAUGUCGGAAUUUCGUGGCAGCCACCGUCUAAGCCCAAUGGACCUAAUUUGAGAUAUGAGCUUGUGAGACGCAAAAUCCAGCAACCACUUGCAUCAAAUCCCCCAGAAGAUUUAAAUCUGUGGCACAAUAUUUAUUCAGGAACUCAGUGGUUUUAUGAAGAUAAGGGUCUUAGCAGGUUUACAACCUACGAGUAUAAGCUCUUUGUGCACAACAGCGUGGGUUUCACUCCAAGCCAAGAAGCGAAGGUGACGACCUUGGCUGGUUUUCCCGAGAGGGCUGCCAACCUCACUGUGACCGUCCUCAACCACACGGCCAUCGACGUGAGAUGGGCUAAGCCAACUUUUCAAGACCUCCAGGGAGAUGUUGAGUAUUACACACUUUUUUGGAGUUCUGCUACCUCAAACGAAUCUCUGAGAAUCCUCCCAGGUGUGAAGUCCUAUGUCAUUGGCCACUUGAAGCCAAACACAGAGUACUUCAUUUUUAUCUCUGUCUUCAAUGGAGCCCACAGUAUCAACAGUACAGUCUUGCGAGCAAUCACUUGCGAUGGGGAGCCUCAGGGCAUGCUGCCGCCAGAGGUUGUCAUCAUCAACCGCACAGCUGCCCGUGUCAUCUGGUCAUCUCCUUCAAACCCAAAUGGCGCUGUCACCGAGUACUCCAUCUAUGUAAACAAUCAGCUCUACAAGACCGGAAUGGAUGUGCCCGGCUCGCUUGUUCUGAGAGACUUGUCCCCCUUCACUGUCUAUGACAUCCAGGUGGAAGUAUGCACAAAAUAUGCGUGUGCGAAAAGCAACGGAACCCAAAUCGCCACUGUGGAAGACACACCCAGUGACAUAGCGACACCCGUCAUUCACAACAUCACGUCAAGAUCCCUUCGAAUUGAUUGGGUGUCUCCAGGGAAGCCAAACGGCAUCAUUCUUGGAUAUGAGCUUUUACGGAAAACAUGGCACCCGUGCUCCAAAACCUGGAAGUUAAUGGAGGACCACAGUGAUGAACUCUGCAAGGCGGUGAGGUGCCCCAAACCUCAAAAGAUCUGUGGGCACAUCUGCUUUUCUCCCAAAGCUAAGGUCUGUUGUAACGGAGUCCUCUACGACCCCCAGCCUGGAUACCACUGCUGUGAAGAGAAGUACCUUCCAUUCCUUCCCAAUUCCACUGGUGUUUGCUGUGGUGGCAGAAUCCAAGAGGCACAGCCCGAUCAUGAGUGCUGCUAUGGGUAUUAUGCCAAGGUACUGCCAGGUGAAAUCUGCUGUCCCGACGCGCAGCACGAGCGCGUUUCCGUGGGGCUCGGCGACGCGUGCUGCGGCAGGAUGCCCUACGCCUCCUCCGGCCACCAGAUCUGCUGCGCGGGGGUCCUGCACGACGGCCGCGGGCGGCAGUGCUGCGGGGGCCAGGUGGUGAGCAGCGCGGUGCGGUGCUGCGGAGGCGAGGUGCGGGGCCUGGUGUACCCCGCCCUGCCAGGAAUGUUGUGUUGCGGGCAGGAUUAUGUGAAUAUGUCAGAUACCAUAUGCUGUUCGGCCUCCAGUGGAGAAUCUGAAGCACACGUUAAAAUGAAUGUCGCAGAGCCAGGAAAAUGCUGUGAGACCGAACUUAUCCCAGAGAGCCAGAAAUGCUGUAAUGGAGUUGGAUAUAACCCUUUGAAAUAUGUUUGCUCUGACAAGAUUUCAACAGCAGCCACGAUGAAGGGAACCAGAGCCUGUGGAACUCUCUGCCCAGCGUCUAUGGAAGCCACUGCUCACUGUGGCCGCUGUGACUUCAACUCUACCAGCCACGUCUGCGUGGUGACAACUGGGUCCCACAAUUUCACAGGGAAGGCAUCGACUGAAGAAACAUGCCCAUCUCUGGAAGACACUGUGCACAUGGGAAGCACAGACACCUUCUCCUUCACAGACAUGUAUCUCAAGCCCUACACGAUGUAUGAAUAUAGAAUUUCUGCAUGGAACAGCUACGGGCAAGGAUUCAGUCAAACUGUUAGAGCCAGCACGAAAGAAGAUGCCCCUGAGGGAGUGCACCCCCCUCGGUGGACCAAAGUGGGCGAUCUUGAAGAUACGAUUGUCUUACACUGGAAAAAACCUAUACAAUCAAACGGUCCCAUCAUUUACUAUAGUCUUCUCCGAAAUGGAGUUGAACGUUUUCGGGGCACUUCCUUGAGCUUCUCUGAUACGGAGGGAAUCCAGCCAUUCCAGGAGUAUUGCUACCAGCUGGCAGCCUGCACCGUGGCAGGCUGUACUACCAGCCGCAAGGUAGUUGUCACCAUGACCCAAGGAGUUCCAGAGAGUGUCAGGCCGCCCAGCAUCACGCCCCUGAAUGCUGAGUCUCUGCAUCUAAGCUGGAGUGUCCCGGGGAAACCAAAUGGUGUCAUUAAACAGUACCAGCUCUGGCAAGGUGGCAGAGGUCUCAUCUACACUGAUAUCACUCACCGGAGGCAGCAUACGGUCACAGGUCUGCAGCCCUUCACCAACUACAGCUUCUCGCUCACAGCUUGUACGUCUGCUGGGUGUGCUUCCAGUGAGCCUUUUCUAGGUCAGACGCCACAGGCAGCCCCACAAGGAGUGUGGGUGACGCCACGACACACUGUCAUCAAUUCUACAUCGGUGGAAUUGUACUGGAGUCCGCCGGAGAAACCCAAUGGGCUUAUUUCUCAGUAUCGGUUGAGUCGGAAUGGAACUUUACUCUUCGUGGGUGGCGGAGAGGAGCAGAAUUUCACAGAUAAACACCUGGAGCCAAACAGCAGAUACGUUUAUAAGUUAGAAGCCAGAACUGGAGGGGGCAGCGGUACUAGUGAUGCGUACAUUGUCCAGACACCUCUGUGGACACCAGAAGAAAUUCAUGCUCCAUAUAACAUCACAGUAGUGGGACCUUAUUCCAUAUUUGCAGCUUGGACACCACCAGGGAUCCUCAUCCCCCAGAUUCCUGUGGAGUACCACGUCCUACUCAAUGAUGGGAGUGUCACACCUCUGACCUUCUCAGUCGGUCACCUACAAUCCACCCUUCUGGAAAACCUGGCUCCUUUCACCCAGUAUGAGAUAAGGAUACAAGCAUGUCAAAACGGUGGCUGUGGAGUUAGCAGUAGGGUGUCUAUCAAGACGUCUGAGGCAGCCCCCGAGGAUCUUGGUCCCCCUCUUCUCAAGGUGCUGGGGUCAUCUUGCGUAGAGGUCCAAUGGAUGCCACCUAACAAACCAAAUGGAAUCAUCACCAAGUACUUCAUUCACAGACGUCCUGCUGGCACCGAAGAUGCGUCCCUCGUGUUUGCCUGGUCAGAAGGGGCCCUCCAGUUCACAGAUGAUGCUGGGACACUGAGACCUUUCACACGCUAUGAGUAUAGGGCCCGAGCCCAGAACUCCAAGGGCUCGGUGAACAGCGACUGGUCCUCUACACAGACCCUGGAAGCGCCCCCUCAGGCCCUGCCGGCCCCCCAGGCUCGAGCCACCAGUGCCCAUUCCGUCCUGCUGACCUGGACAGAGCCAGAGUCACCCAAUGGCCACAUCUCCCAGUACCGCGUGGUCUAUAGAGAGAGGCACGAGGACCCAGGCCCAGGCAGUACACCGGUGCCCGCGUUCACAGUAACGGGCACAAGCCGCCAAGCCCAGCUGUUCGGGUUGGAGCCAUUCACCACCUACCACGUUGCUGUGGUGGCUGUGAACCACGCAGGAGAUGUUUCAAGUCCCUGGACUCUGGUUCAAACCUUAGAAUCUUCCCCGAGUGGGCUGAGCAACUUUACCGUGGACCAGAGAGAGAAUGGCCGAGCACUGCUGCUCCAGUGGGCAGAGCCCAUGAGGACCAACGGGGUGAUCCAGGCCUACGGAGUCUUCAGCGAGGGGCUCCCGGAGUACCGAGGCCCGGGCCGCAGCCUCCUGCUGCGCCGCCUGCGCCCGGGCAGCGUCUACACCCUGAGCCUGGAGGCCUGCACGGCAGCCGGCUGCGCCCACUCGGCGCCCCAGCGGCUGCGCACCGGCGAGGGCGCCCCGGAGUCCCAGCCUGCGCCCGCGGUGCGCGUCGUGGGGCCCACGCACGUGGAGCUGCGCUGGUCGGAGCCCGCGAGCCCGCAUGGGAAGAUCACGCGCUACGCCGUGGUUCGCAGAUGCGAGGGAGACCUCACGCGUGGGAACUGGACGACCCAGGCCCAGGCCGAGGAAAGAACCGUCUUCGUGGAACACAGCCCCCCGGAAAGGGGCGCCUUCGCGUACACAGACACAGGGGUGCAGCCGUGGACCCCGUGCGAGUAUCGCAUCUGCACCUGGAACUCCGCGGGCCACACCUGCAGCGCCUGGAGCGCGGUGAGGACGCUGCAGGCGCUUCCCGAAGGGCUCUCUCCUCCGGAGCUGGCCUGGGUGUCCAGGGACCCCCCCGCCCUGCUCAUUUCCUGGACGCCCCCGGAACAGCCCCACGGGGUGGUCCAGUCCUACGGGCUGCAGAAGAACGGGGUGCGCUACCCCUUCAGCUUUGACGCUGGCACCUUGAGCUACACGGACGACGACCUGCUGCCCUUCUCCACCUACAGCUACGCUGUCCUGGCCUGCACGCUCGCGGGCUGCUCCACCAGCAAGGCCGCCCAGGUCACCACCCCCGAGGCGGCCCCGUCGGGGCUCAGCCCUCCCACGCUCUGCGCCGUCAGUGCCAGUCAGAUCAAUGCGUCUUGGUCCCCACCAUCCACGCCAAAUGGGGCGAUCACUGGGUACCUGCUGAGAUACGACAACAAGGAGCAGCCGGCCGGGCAGGGUCUGACCCUCCUGGUUUCCCACUUGCAGCCCUGCACUCAGUACAAUUUCUCCCUGGUCGCCUGCACAAGUGGGGGGUGCACAGUCAGUGAGUCCAGGUCUGCCUGGACGAUGGAGGCCCCGCCAGAGAACAUGGGCUCCCCCGUGUUGCUGGUCACAAGCUCCGAAUCCAUAGAAGUCACCUGGGAACCCCCGAGAAACCCAAAUGGCCGGAUCCGAAGCUAUGAGCUGAGGAGGGAUGGGGCUGUGGUGUACACUGGCCCCGGAACACGCUAUCACGAUGCCCCUCUCACCCCGGGAGUGGAGUACGGCUACACAGUGACCGCCACCAAUAGCCAAGGGCACACUUCCAGUCCUCUUGUCAAACACCGGACCAGCCCCUCGGCGCCCUCAGGGAUGCGGCCUGCCGAACUGCAUACCCAGGGUCCCCGGGAGAUCAUAGUGAGCUGGGACCCUCCGGCGAGGACCAAUGGUGAUAUCGUCAAUUACACGCUUAUCAUCCGUGAGCUCUUCCAGGGGGAAACGAGAGCCGUGCACAUAAACACGACGCACGGUUCUUUUGCUGAACGGUCGCUUGUGGUGGAGCAGCUGAAGCCUUUCAGUAGGUAUGAAGUACGAAUUCAAGCCUGCACUGCCCUGGGAUGUGCAUCAAGCGACUGGACCUCCAUCCAGACCCUGGAGAUGGCUCCUCAGAUGCAGCCUCCUCCUCAUGUGGAGGUGGGCACGGCUCCUGGGGGGUUCCGGCCCACUGUUUCCCUUCUGUGGACAGGGCCGCUCCAGCCCAAUGGGAACAUUUUACACUAUGAAUUGUACAGAAGACAAACAGAGACUCCAUCUGGAAAAUCCAACCCAGUGCUAACCUACAACGGGAGCUCGAACUCCUUCAUGGAUUCUGACCUGCUGCCUUUCACCAAGUACGAGUACCAGGUCUGGGCCGUGAACUCAGCAGGAAAAGCCCCCAGCAGCUGGGCACGGUGUAGAACCCAGCCUGCACCCCCAGAAGGCCUCAGUGCCCCCAGUGUCCACGCAGUAUCCUCCACCCAAGCAGUGCUCAACAUCAGUGUCCCCUCGAAGCCCAACGGAGACAUCAGUCUCUACCGGCUGUUCUCCAAUACCAGCGGGGUCCUGGCCGUGUUGUCGGAAGGCACGGCCACCCAGCAGACUCUCCACGACCUGCGACCCUUCACCUCUUACCAGGUCGGGGUGGAAGCCUGCACCUGCCUCAACUGCUGCAGCCGCGGGCCCACGGCCGAGCUGAGGACGCGCCCUGCUCCACCCUCCAGCCCAUCGGCUCCCCGGGUCCUGGAGCUGGGCUCCCGGACAGCCUCCGUCCAGUGGGGGCCCCCGCUGUUUCCCAAUGGCGUCCUUCGGAGCUACGAGCUCCAGCUCUCCGCAGCCUGUCCUCCGGAUGCAGCCCCGGCCUGCGCCCCCAGCCAAGCAGAGACCAGGUACCGGGGCCUGGGACUUGGAGCCAGCCUCGGGGGUCUCCAGCCAUACAGUGCCUACCGGCUGCGGGUGGUGGCCCACAAUGAGGUGGGCAGCCGGGCUUCCGAGUGGACCCGCUUCACCACUCACAAGGAACUCCCUCAGUACCGGAUGCCAUUUUCCGUGGAGAGCAACGCGUCUGUGGUGUGCCUGGACUGGAGCAGUAGCUUCCUCCUGAACGGCCGGCUCAAGGAAUAUGUAGUGACUGAUGGGGGCCAGCGUGUGUACAGCGGUCUGGACACCACUCUCCACAUACCGAGGACAGUGCACAAAACCUUCUUUUUCCAGGUAACUUGCACCACGGAUAUAGGAAGUGUUAAGACACCACUGAUCCAAUAUGACACCUCUACUGGAUUUGGUCUGGUGCUGACAACUCCCGGAGGGAAGAGGGGCUCGGGGAGUAAAAGCAGAGAAUUCUACAGCGAGCUGUGGUUCAUCGUGUUAAUGGCAAUGCUGGGCUUGAUCUUAUUGGCCAUUUUUCUGUCCCUGAUACUACAAAGAAAAAUCCACAGGGAGCCGUACAUCCGGGAGAGACCCCCGCUGGUCCCGCUUCAGAAGAGGAUGACACCUUUGAAUGUCUACCCUUCGAGGGAAACCCCAGUGGGAUUAGCUGAUACCAAAAUCCCUCGGUCAGGGACACCCGUGAGUAUUGGAAGCAACCGGAGUGUGUCUGUCCUGAGGGUCCCCAGCCAAAGCCAGCUCAGCCAGGCCUACUCCCAGGGCUCCCUGCACCGCAGCGUCAGCCAGCUCCUGGACGGUCAAGACAAGAAAGUCCUACUCGACGACUCACUGUGGGAAACCAUCGUGGGCCACAGUAGUGGACUGUACGUAGAUGAAGAGGACCUGAUGAAUGUGAUCAAAGGUUUCAGCUCAGUGACCAAGGAACACACCACGUUCACCGACACUCAGCUGUGACACUGCCUGCUGUGAGGCCCAUGCUGGGCUCUGCAUCCUGCAGCCCCUGUAGCACCCGAUACAGGUAGUCCGUGACACUUCAGAGACGGAAGCUGUUCUCAAAAUCAUUCCUCUCUAAUAGAGAUGUGGGAAGUGUUAUUUUUCUGGUUGUCUGAAACAAGGGGUGAUAACUGUAGGAAAACGCCCGUUUCCUGUUUAUUUGAUGGAAGAUGAAGCAUGUAAUUUUCACUCAGCUCUGGCGGUGAGGCAUGAGCUAAGUAAAUAAGCAGUGGUGAUUUCAAGAUGGACCACAGGUGUUGCAAGGAGGUGUUACUGCUUUCGAAACCAAGGGAAUCUACUGAGAUGCUGCUGCCACCAGGAUUUUGAAAAAAAGGCGCCUGGAACCUUCAGAGCUGCAAGAUGAAACUCCUACUUCAGGCCGCACUGAAGCGGAAAAAAAACAAUGCUGAGCUACGGACAGGCACUCGGCUGAAGUUCCGUUUUAAUGACGUUAUUAGUGAUAAACACCAGCCUCCUGCCAGGGCACCACGUCACUUGGUCACAAAUGCUGCAGUUCCUGCAGUCAGGAACUGUUGGUCUCCUCAGGGGCAAACCACUAAUUUAUAUGUUUUAGAAAGAAAACUUGAACUAAUGUUUUUCAUAUUUUACAUAAUUUGGAAACUCCAAUCAGCAUUUCCAUAAAGUUCUGUCAAUUCACUAACUAGCGUGAAAAUAACACUUCUUCCACUUAGCACAUUUCAAACACAAACUGUUUGGUUUGUUAUAACUGUUAUAAUUAGACCUCGUGAUGUUUAGAGAAAAACACAUUAUUCAUGCUCCUUCCAGUUUUGAAACUGUUAAUACAUUUACAUGUAAGUGCAAAAGUAUCAGUAUACACAUACCUAUUAUUUGCAGCUUGUCUCAUUUCAGAGAAGUUACUCCUUUAGUGCUAGAAUCUGCAGGAAUACAUGACAUACCUCCUUUCUUAUGGGUCAGAAACUUCUGCUAUCUGCUCUAUUUGGAUCUGUUAUUAGUGAAAGUCCCAUAGCAAGAGAAAAGAAGUCCCAUCACGAACAUAAAAUUUUUCCUAGAAAAAUUUUCCUAGAAAAAUAUUACCCCCUUUAUUUAUUCUUAAAGGUUUUAACCACCACAGGAAAUUCAUUUGAAUACUUGUGUCUCACACACUAUUGUCUGACAAGACUUUGUGACUCCAUCUCUAAGCAGGUGAUUUCUGCAAAGCCAAGCUGGCAAAAGGUUAGCUACAUUACUCAUCCUGCCUGAAAACCAUGAAUUGCCCCCAGGUCUGGCAGUCAAAGCCUGGGGACUCUAGGGGUACCGAGUUGUCAUCCAAACCUGUGGGCGAGCAGCUCCCGCCCUGGCCAUCUCCAAAGCCUGCCAGCCCACGGCUCAAAGGCAGACCAGCAGUGCACGCUUCUUCCCCCACAACUGCCACACACCAGAGCGCGGAAAUGGCUGUCACCUUGGCAUUGGCUGCACAAGUUAGGUUUUGUUUUCUCACCAAAAGUUUUUUAUUCUUAACUGGAAACAGUUCAGCUGAAUUUCUUGGUUUUCAUUCCCUGUUGCAACUUGUCAAGGGGUUGUUUAAAUGAACCCCACCCCAGGCUGAGUAACAGCCCCUCCUGAAGUGUCCAGGGUACAUCGGGGAAGUGGCCCUUUCCAGCCCCUCACCUGGGCUCUAUGCAGGGGUGUGCACCUCUGCCAGUUUGAUCUGCUAGUCACACGUGGAGUCAGGAGACAGCGAGCUCACCCCAUUUUCUAAAAGAUCACCACCUUUACCAUAGCAUAGCUUUAAAAGUAGUUUUAUAAGUUUAGAACACAAAAGCUGGAGAACCGUGGGACACUGCAUCCUAAAUCACUCUCCACUUUCUGGUCUAACUCAACUUUGUGAAUUAACUCAAGUCGCGUUUGACCCCCAUGGCUUAGGGCAGGCAGAGGCACGCACAGCUUCUGCCCAGACCAUCUCUAACCCUAACCCUAACCCUAACCUGAAUCUAUUCUAAGGAAGAGUCCUGUCUGACUGUUCUAAUUGGCGCCAUGUACCAAGCCUCUGUUACACAAAUACACAGACCGUCCCCUAGGGGUUCUGACCCAACUGGCUGGGGUGGGCCAGGCCUCAGCAGGCCCCAAGCAAUGGCUCUUGCUGAGAACUUGCACAGCAAGCACCUCCAGGAGCCUUCCACUGCUCGUCCCUCAGAGCAGUGAUCAGCGCUUUUUUUUUUUUUUUUUUUUUUGUCUUUUUCAUUUUUAUUGGUACCGGGGAUCGAACUCACGACUGCCUGCUUGCAAGGCAGGCGCUUAUGCCGCCGAGCUAAACCUCCAGCCCCAUGAUCAGUGCUUCUCUGACACACAUUCUGGACCUCCUCACUGCUCCUGUAAUCUGUACGACCUCAAUCUCUGCUUCAUUUAAGAACCACAUGUUCUAACUGCUGGCUAGCAGAGCACACCUGUAUUUCCCUAAGGGCUUCCCAGAGCUGUGUCUUUGGAGAUGACCUCCCGCAACUUCCGCCAAACGGACAGCGUCUGCAUAGAUUUGUUAUAGUACCUCAUGCUGACAUAACACUCAUUAGCAUCCACGUAAAAAUGAGCCAACCUGUAAGAAAGAGCUUGUGUCAACAGCAGCUGAUUUCCAAAGCAUGAGUAUCAAGUGAAUCAGCCUAAAGAUGGUUACUAUUUUAAUGUGAACCAAGUUUAAUGUGUUUGUGAAAAAGCACCCUGAGCAUCUUGAGUCACACAGGAAAGAUAAAUGCAUCCCCACUUAAGGAAACAGGCUGUCUGGCCACCUCCUGAUGUGUCUUCCAGUCAACUGCGGCACUUUCUUCAAGCUCUUGAGUCCCCACCACCGAAGACACAAACAGGGAAGGACUCUGGUGGGGUCUGGUGAUUGUGGGUGAGCAUGUUAACGGUGAGAUGUGAGUGUGGAUGCGGAAGCCAAGAAUACACACAGGGGCUUUUCACGGAGGAAACUGGGAGGGCAGGAUGCCGGGUGGUGUCCUGUGUGGUGUCAGUGCUGACAUCCAGGACACGAGGGCAUCCAACUGCUAGGGUACUGCUAAGGGUAAACGGUACCUUGAGAUUAAAUACAAAUAAAUUGAAAAGCUUUCUGUCACUGAGAAAAAUUCUGUUUCGUUUCUUACCCAUCACACAAAGUACAUAAAUGCACUGUGGCUUUUCUCCCAGCCACAAACUUAAGGAUGGAAGUGUGAGGAAAACCACUGGGCACGUGGAAGGCUCCUUCAGCUUUACCAAGUUCCAGGGCAGGCUCACAUUCCUGGGGUCACACCCCGCUUCAGUCUCCCCUCUGUGAAGGAAAUCACCAAGCUUGUACUUGCGGCGUACUGCAAUCUACAGUCAGGAUGGUGUGGAAUUUUACCGUAGGACAGCCCUUGUGUUUGUUUUCAGUCUUUUAUUCUCAGUCAAUACAAAUUUCACACAAUUGUGAUACUGAAAAACAGCGUAUUGUUACAGUCCUAGGGAUUUUGAAUUAUGGUGCACAUUUUCCUUACUGGUGAUGGAACUUAGUCUUUAUAUAUACUGAAUUCCUCUCCUUAAUUGGAGGGAGCAAAAGGAGGCACACACACACAAACACGUAGGUACAUUUCAAACAAUAACUACUCAGCCAGACAUACUGUCUUAAUAAUUUUUAUUUGAUUAAGCUGAUAAAUAAAUACCGAGAUUUUUGUGAAAAUCACUGACAAUACAGUAAACUUUAAAGCAUUUAUUCCAACUUCACGCACAUAUAUUUCUUGGAAUGGAAAUAUAUACACAUUAUUUAGCAAUGAAUGCUUGUUUAAAUUUACACUUCCCCUAUUUGCUGAAACUUGACAUUCAUUCCAAUUAAAUGAAGGAAAAAUGUACAAAAAUUUUUUUCUUCUCUUACAAUUCAAAAUAUAUUCAAAACAACAUUUUUACACCAGUAAAAACCUUUAACCAAA
Molecule: messenger RNA, 19852 nt
Organism: Cavia porcellus (domestic guinea pig)
Lineage: Eukaryota; Metazoa; Chordata; Mammalia; Rodentia; Caviidae
Gene: Ush2a
Product: usherin
Exons: 73
Coding region: 273-15920 (5215 amino acids)
Molecular function (GO): protein binding
Source: RefSeq, a predicted model, not a curated record